UGAGCGCUGAGGCUGCAGGUGGGCGCUGCACUGUCCACGUGAAAGGCGAGAUGGUGGCGUUCAGCGCCUGUUUUCUAGUUUGUACGGCUUUUGAGGUUUUAUUAUUUUAGUUUUCUCUCUGUUUUAAGCGGCGACGAUGGACUAGUGGACAGUUUGGAAGACGUUUGUGCUUUUGGAGUGAACUUACAUCCAGCCUAACUCACUCUGAGUGCUCUGAGAGCUUUGAGAGACUUUUAAUCGUGUAGUCUUUGGCUUUAGGCAGUAUGUCUUCGAUAUUUGGCAAAAUUUUUCGGCUCCCGACUCUUGACAAGAAGAAGGUGAAGCAGUACGAGCAUGUCCACCGGAAUGUGAACCCCAACGAUCUGUGGGAGAUUAUUGGGGAACUGGGCGACGGAGCGUUUGGGAAGGUUUAUAAGGCCCAGAAUAAAGAAACAGGUGUGCUGGCCGCUGCCAAGGUGAUCGAGACGAAAAGUGAGGAGGAGCUGGAGGACUAUAUGGUGGAGAUUGAGAUCCUGGCAACAUGUGACCACCAUCACAUUGUGAAGCUGCUUGACGCUUUCUUCUAUGAUCAAAAGCUUUGGAUCAUGAUCGAGUUUUGUCCAGGAGGAGCCGUGGACGCCAACAUGCUAGAGUUGGACAGAGGUUUGACGGAGAAGCAGAUCCAGGUGGUCUGCAGGCAGAUGUUGGAGGCUCUGGUCUAUCUGCACGGCAAGAAGAUCAUCCACAGAGAUCUAAAGGCAGGAAACAUCCUCCUCACGCUGGACGGAGACAUCAAGCUAGCGGAUUUUGGCGUGUCUGCGAAAAACACCAAAACUCUACAAAGAAGAGACUCUUUCAUUGGGACUCCGUAUUGGAUGGCUCCUGAAGUCGUCAUGUGUGAGACCAUAAAAGAUGCUCCGUAUGACUAUACCGCGGAUAUCUGGUCACUGGGGAUCACGCUGAUUGAGCUGGCGCAGAUGGAGCCCCCCCACCACGAGCUCAACCCAAUGAGGGUCCUGCUGAAAAUUGCCAAGUCCGACCCACCCACACUGGAACAGCCUUCUAAGUGGUCGAUGGACUUUAAGGAUUUCCUAAGAAAAUGUUUGGAUAAGAAUCCUGAGACUCGUCCGACGGCCGCGCAGCUUCUGGAGCACCCGUUUGUAAAGUCAGUGAAGUCUAACCGUCCCGUGCGGGAGCUGGUGGCCGAGGCCAAGGCGGAGGUGAUGGAGGUGAUGGAGGAGAUGGACGACAGCCACGAGGACGCAGACGAGGAAGAACCUGCAGACAUCUCAGCUCCCCCGGGCAAAGAUCCAUCUGAAACCAGUCAGACCAGUCUGGACGACCACGCGGUCGGCGAAUCGCCUGAAGCUCCAGAAACACCCGAAACACCUGAAGCUCCUGAGAGCCCAGCAGAAACGGAACCUGAGGCGGCCAUGCCUGAGGAUCCUCACAAGGAGGAGGAGCUUAGUGACAAACUUCCUGAAGAAGAGCUUCUGAUGGAUCACGACAAGCCUGAAAGCGAGACGUCUGGAAAAACUUCCAGCUCCGAUUCAGGCAUCGAAGACGGCCAAAGCACGCCUACUUCGGAAAAGGAGGUCAAGGAGGCGGAGACUUUGGAGUCAGAGUCACCUUCACCUUUGACACCUGCAGAGCCCAGUGGGCCUCUGCCAAAUGUGGAGAACCCGGAAGAACAUGAGGAAGAACCCAGCGAACAACGCGAUGAAGAAAUGCCAGGUUCCAUCUCCACGCUGCCCCCACUGUUGAGAAAUGGAACUGCAGGGUCUGAGGCGGUUGAAGGAGAAGAUAUGAAGGGCGCACCGCCUCGCGCUAACGGAGGGAUAGUGAAGCGCUACUCGGACACAGGCAGCAUGGACCUCAGCCCGAACACCUCAGGGGAUAUCUCAAUAAACAAAGACACCGGCUCCGUGGCUGUUCGGGGUUCACGAUUGUUACGUGGGACACUGAAACGCACGCGCAAGUUUGUGGUGGAUGGAGUGGAGGUCAGCGUCACCACCUCCAAAAUCAUCAGCGACGAUGAUAAGAAAGAUGAGGAGAUGAGAUUCCUCAGGCGUCAGGAGUUGAGAGAGCUGCGUUUGCUGCAGAAAGAGGAGCACCGAGCUCAGGCUGUUCUCAACACUAAACUGGAGGCUCAGAGAGACCAAAUGCAGAAACGCUUCGACCAGGAGAUGAACGCGAAGAAGAAAUAUUACGACACUGAGCUGGAGAAUCUGGAGAAGCACCAGAAGCAGACGAUUGAGAAGAUGGAGGUGGACCACGCGGUGCGGCUGCGGGACGAAACCAAACGCAUCCGCGCUGAGCAGGAACGAGCUUAUCUCAAGUUCCAGGAGCAGAUGAAGCAGCGCAAGAAGGAGGUAAAACACGAGGUGAAGACGUUGCCGAGGAGCCAGAGGAAGGAGACUCUGAAAGUCCGCAUGAACACCUUCCAGCAGAAGAAGAUUACGGAGGAGGAAGAGUUCCGUGUGUCUCAGAUCACCUACCUGGACUCAACCUUGAAGAGCAUCAUUGCCCAGAACAAGCGAGAAAUCGCAGAUACAGAGCGGCAGUUCCUGGACAAGAAACAGCACUUAAUUCGAGAGAAGGAAGCCAGUAUUUGGGAUCUGGAGGAGAAGAACCUGCACGAGAGAUGGCAGCUGAUGAAGCAGCAGCUCAAAGACCAGUACUUCCUCCAGAGACACCAGCUGCUUAAGAAACAUGAGAAGGAGCAGGAGCACAUGCAGUGUUAUAAUCAGCGAAUGAUUGAGCUGCUUAAGGCUCGGCAGCAGCAAGAGAAGAACCGCCUGCCGAAGAUCCAGCGCAGCGAGGCCAAAACUCGCAUGGCGAUGUUCAAGAAGAGCCUGAGGAUAAACUCCACCGGCAGCGGAGCGGACAACCGCGAGAAGAUCAAACAGUUUCAGAGGCAGGAGGAGAAGAGGCAGAAGGCUGAGCGUCUGCACCAGCAGCAGAAACAUGAGAACCAGAUGAGAGAGAUGGUGGGGCAGUGUGAGAGCAACAUCAGAGAACUCCAGCAACUACAGAAUGAGAAAUGUCACCUGCUGGUGGAAAACGAGACGCAGAGACUGAAGUCACUGGAUGAACAUCACAACCAGCUCAUUCGAGACUGGAGAGAGCAGCUCAAACCCAGGAAGAAGGCUCUGGAGGACGAGCUGAAUCAGAAGAAGCGAGAGCAAGAGAUAUUCUUUAAGAUGAGUGAAGACGUGGAGUGGCAAAACCCCACCUCCCCCAACAAAGUCACCAAAUUCCUGCCUUACUCCGACUCCUCCACCACAUAAAAAUCCUCCCAGUCCCCAGAUUCGCACUUUCUCACCGCUCAGCAUCGUCCAGCACAGCCUGCCAGCCCCAACACAGGCUAGCUUUGCUCUGCGUUAAAGUUCAAAUGUAGUUUUCACAGCAGCCCAAAUAAUGUUGGAUGAUCAGCCAAGACAUGUUUGGUGUCUGAAGUUCGCUUCUUUAGUUUUGCACUGUAGUAAACAAGUAAUAGAGGUUUAUAACCCACCAAUCAGCAUCAUGCAGACUGCAUGCUGAAAUCACUGCGCACUCGCCUCAGACCGUGUCCAUGUUUUUAAGCAAACUUAAUAGACUUGUUAUGUGGUUUGUCUGCAUGCUAAGUGUUUUAUACAGCGUAGAAACCACAUUAGCAAGUCUAUUUGAGAUUACUUGACAACUCAACACAGUUAGGCUAUGUUCACAAUACAAGCCUCAUUGCUUAAAUCAGAUUUUUGCUCAAAUCCGAUCUCUCUGACACGAUGG
Molecule: messenger RNA, 3747 nt
Organism: Colossoma macropomum (tambaqui)
Lineage: Eukaryota; Metazoa; Chordata; Actinopteri; Characiformes; Serrasalmidae
Gene: stk10
Product: serine/threonine kinase 10
Exons: 19
Coding region: 264-3269 (1001 amino acids)
Biological process (GO): protein phosphorylation
Molecular function (GO): ATP binding; protein serine/threonine kinase activity; protein binding
Source: RefSeq, a predicted model, not a curated record